Molecule: messenger RNA, 1172 nt
Organism: Drosophila eugracilis
Lineage: Eukaryota; Metazoa; Arthropoda; Insecta; Diptera; Drosophilidae
Gene: PpD6
Product: serine/threonine-protein phosphatase alpha-2 isoform
Exons: 1
Coding region: 54-1073 (339 amino acids)
Cellular component (GO): cytoplasm; nucleus
Molecular function (GO): protein serine/threonine phosphatase activity
Source: RefSeq, a predicted model, not a curated record
UACAAAAAAUCUUCGAAAAUUCAUAGUAAGCCUACCACUCGAAGGAUGCCCGCAUGGCACACCACAGUAAAACAAUGACUGGAUGCAUGCUGAGUAGCGUUGAAGAGUCGGGAGAUGACGUAAAUUCUGUCAGCAAUCUACCAGUCAUUCUCAAUAUAAGCGAUUUGAUCCUCAGACUGAAGAACUUCCGCCGCGGUAAGCAGCAACGCCUCCCUUUGAUCGAGUCGGAGGUGAGCAAGCUGUGUGGCCUGGCCAGAGAUCUUUUCCUGGAUGAACCCAUGAUGCUGGAGGUGUCGGCUCCCAUAAGGGUGGUGGGUGACAUACAUGGCCAGUACCCUGAUCUGCUUCGAAUUCUUGACCACUGUGGAUAUCCUCCGCAAACGAGUUACCUCUUUCUCGGGGAUUACGUCGACCGGGGGAAGAAUUCUGUGGAGACGAUCACCCUGCUAUUGGCCCUGCGCGUAAAAUUCCCGAAACACUUUCAUCUGCUGCGUGGUAACCACGAAUCCCAGUCGGUCAACAAAGUUUACGGCUUCUUCGACGAGUGUAAGCGACGCUACACGAUCAAGAUGUGGAAGACCUUCGUCGACUGCUACAACUGCAUGCCCGUGGCGGCGACCAUUUCCAGACGCAUCUUCUGCUGCCACGGCGGCCUGAGCCCCCAGCUGAAUAAACUCAGCGAUAUCGACUCGAUCCCCCGGCCAACCGAUGUACCCGAGACGGGUCUGCUCUGCGACCUGCUAUGGAGUGACCCGGAUAAGUCUGGCUUCGGUUGGACGCCGAGCGAUCGAGGUGUGAGUUACCUCUUCGGACGCGAUGUCCUUGAAAAGUUCCUGCAGAAGUUUAACUUCGACUUGGUCUGUCGUGCCCACCAGGUUGUGGAGGACGGUUACGAGUUCUUUGCCAAGCGCCAGUUGGUCACCGUCUUCUCGGCACCGAACUACUGUGGAAUGUACGACAACGCUGGGGCAUCAAUGGGCGUGGACAAGGACCUGGUAAUCUCUUUCGAUGUGCAUCGGCCUGAUAAUCGGAAAGCAAUUCUGAAAAAGGUUAGCGUUGUCCAGGCUGAUUGAAGGAAAGACCCUUCGAAAUUUUUCAGAAUUCAUAUCUGGUGAUAUUCAAGAUCAGUUUCACUGAUCGCUUGGAAAAAUAAAUGUAGUUACAAAAUUCAG